Molecule: messenger RNA, 1779 nt
Organism: Aspergillus tanneri
Lineage: Eukaryota; Fungi; Ascomycota; Eurotiomycetes; Eurotiales; Aspergillaceae
Exons: 5
Coding region: 1-1779 (592 amino acids)
Source: RefSeq, a predicted model, not a curated record
AUGGCGGUUCCCUGUCCAUCUUACUUUACAAGCGGCUCAACUUGGGGACAGCCCAAGGGGAGUCUGUCUGCCCUCAAAGGUGGUUUCAUCAACUACCUUGCCGCCAAGCAGAAAGAGCUCGGUCUGGAUAGCUCGACAGUGGUCCUGGGUACAGCAAAGCUCCCAGGAUUCGACAUGGGCCUCGCACGGACUCUCAAUGCUAUUAUGAACGGUGGCGGCUUGUCAUUGUACCUCCAGGAAAUUCAGAAGGGAUUCGCUACUCCAUCCGAGUACCUUGUCGUGCUCCAGCACGGUCGCAAAUACCUCCAUGACUACACUGGCUGGCGGCACGCGUUGUCACAGGUGGUGGGCCUUUCACGGACCAGCUCAAACGGGAGUUCGGCUCUCGACUGGGAGCGAACUGCCCUGUGGUGCAGGGACUCCUACGGUGUGACGGAGAUAUCCGCGUGUACGACGUUUGAGACGAUGUCUGCAUCACAACUUGAAGAAGCACGCAGCGUUGGAAGAACAAUCGCAAACACCCUCUCUCAUCUCGCCAGCAAUCUUCCCUUGCCACAGUACAUGCACCCUGCAGCGGUCAUCUGUCUGAACGAAGGCUACCCCGAAAUGCAGAAUGGAAAGAUUGAUCAAAAAACAGAUAGAGCCAUGCCAUGGACGGCGCAAUCACCAGCCGGCCGAACCUGCAAAACGACUAACUUGGACGAAGGUGAGCUCAAGCUUCUUUGGCAGAAUCUCCUUCCUGGUAAAGCAAAUCAGCCUGAGUCUGACUUUUUUUUCCUCCUUGGGGAAAUUCUCUACUGCUGGUCAAGGUGCAAAGGCGCUAUCCGCACCUCCAUCGGCGUUUCGCUCACGCUUCGGGAGCUGUACGGUGCCAGUACACUGGCACUGAUGGCGCUCAAAGUCAAGGGCGAAAAGCCGAAGCACCUUCAACGUCGAUCAACUGGCUGGCGGAAACAGCAAUACCGCAGAAUAUCCUCGAGCAUGUUCUCGUCAGAUGCCCGAAGUGCACGGGUGCAUUGCAUCGCCGUGGAAAAGGAGCAAGAACACGUGCUGCCCACCAGUGACAAAAUAUCCCUGUAUUACGGCACCCUUCUUGAUCAAUGCUCGCCCGACCUUGGCUCUACCAUCGCCUUGCCCAAUUUGCCCUCAGUCCCAGAUUCCGCUACUAUAUAUCUCUUCGGGGCGGUCAUUUCUCCAGUCCGGAAAAGACAUCCCUCGGCCCGUCUCCGUGUCUAUGCACCCUCCCUCCCUCGACUGGGUCCGACGGCCUCACCGCAACAAAAUGGGCAAGCGAGGUGUUCCUCGAGCGUUUCACCGAGCAGACCGGUGCAAACAUCGGUAUCCACCGCCCCUGCACGCCAAUCGGCGAUAAAGCUCCUGCCUCCUGACGCACUGAACUCUCUCACUACGCUUCUCUGCCACUCUCGGUACGACACCCGCCUGACAAGAAUGGAGGGAUACUUGGAUUUUCAGAAAGUAGAGAUCGUCGCUGAGGAAAUCGCCACCCUAGUGACCUCAAGGUUCACCAGACCCUCCACUCCUCAAUCGUUUACAACAUCCGGGUGUCCUUUUUUUCCAUCCUCCAGCAAGGUCAAGAUUCCCGUGAAGAGCUUCAGAGAAUACAUGGAGAAAGUACACGGUCGACCGUUCCAAGAGCUCAAUUUGCGGGAUUGGAGCUCUCUGGCACUGGAACGAGGCAUUGAACCCCUUAUUCCGAGCUUUUUGGAAGCCGUGGACGACAACCAGGACACAGUGCGAUAUCCGUAUCUGGGUGAAUGA